Molecule: messenger RNA, 4433 nt
Organism: Aptenodytes forsteri (emperor penguin)
Lineage: Eukaryota; Metazoa; Chordata; Aves; Sphenisciformes; Spheniscidae
Gene: ASAP1
Product: ArfGAP with SH3 domain, ankyrin repeat and PH domain 1
Exons: 27
Biological process (GO): positive regulation of GTPase activity
Cellular component (GO): cytoplasm
Molecular function (GO): protein binding; GTPase activator activity
Source: RefSeq, a predicted model, not a curated record
GCAUUGGAUCAAGACAGAACUGCACUACAGAAGGUGAAAAAAUCUGUGAAAGCAAUAUAUAAUUCGGGGCAAGAUCAUGUUCAAAAUGAAGAAAACUAUGCACAAGUACUAGAUAAAUUUGGAAGUAAUUUUUUAAGUCUGGAUAAUCCAGAUCUUGGCACAGCUUUUGUAAAAUUUUCCACGCUUACUAAAGAAUUAUCAACGCUGCUGAAGAACCUGCUCCAGGGUUUAAGCCACAAUGUUAUUAUCACUUUGGAUUCUCUCUUAAAAGGAGACUUAAAAGGUGUUAAAGGGGACCUCAAAAAGCCUUUUGACAAAGCCUGGAAUUAUUAUGAAACCAAAUUUACAAAAAUUGAAAAGGAAAAAAGAGAACAUGCGAAACAGCAUGGGAUGAUAAGAACUGAAAUAACAGGAGCUGAGAUAGCAGAGGAAAUGGAGAAGGAAAGGCGGCUAUUUCAGCUACAGAUGUGUGAAUAUCUUAUUAAGGUUAAUGAAAUCAAGACAAAAAAAGGUGUGGACCUUCUGCAGAACCUUAUUAAGUAUUAUCAUGCACAAUGCAAUUUCUUCCAAGAUGGCUUGAAAACAGCUGAUAAACUUAAACAAUAUAUUGAAAAGUUGGCUGCUGACUUAUAUAAUAUAAAGCAGACACAAGAUGAAGAAAAGAAACAACUUACUGCUCUUCGUGACUUGAUAAAAUCUUCUCUGCAGCUUGAUCAGAAGGAGGAUUCACAGAGCAGGCAAGGAGGAUAUAGUAUGCAUCAGCUUCAGGGGAAUAAGGAAUAUGGCAGUGAGAAGAAAGGUUUUCUUCUAAAGAAGAGUGAUGGGUUAAGGAAAGUAUGGCAGAGAAGAAAGUGCACUGUUAAAAAUGGAAUUCUUACCAUAUCACAUGCAACGUCCAACAGGCAACCAGCUAAACUGAAUUUACUGACCUGCCAGGUGAAGCCAAAUGCUGAAGAUAAGAAAUCUUUUGAUCUAAUAUCACAUAACAGAACAUACCACUUUCAAGCAGAAGAUGAACAGGAAUACGUAGCAUGGAUAUCAGUAUUGACUAACAGCAAAGAAGAAGCAUUAAAUAUGGCAUUCCGUGGAGAGCAGAGCACAGGGGAAAACAGUUUAGAGGAUCUGACAAAAGCCAUUAUUGAUGACAUACAGAGAUUACCCGGAAAUGAAGUCUGUUGUGAUUGUGGCUCACCAGAUCCAACAUGGCUAUCAACUAAUUUGGGCAUUUUAACCUGCAUUGAGUGUUCUGGAAUACACAGAGAAAUGGGUGUCCAUAUUUCUCGAAUCCAGUCUUUGGAAUUAGACAAAUUAGGAACGUCUGAACUCUUGCUGGCCAAGAAUGUAGGAAAUACUAGUUUUAAUGAUAUUAUGGAAGGGAAUUUACCUAGUCCUUCACCUAAACCCAGUCCAUCAAGUGAUAUGACUGCACGUAAAGAAUUUAUCACUGCUAAAUAUGUAGAUCAUAAGUUCUCUAGGAAGACUUGUGCAUCUGCAGCAGCUAAACUGAAUGAAUUACUUGAGGCUGUCAAAUCCAGGGAUUUACUUGCACUAAUUCAAGUCUAUGCAGAGGGGGUAGAGCUAAUGGAGCCACUGUUAGAGCCUGGACAGGAGCCAGGUGAAACAGCACUUCAUUUAGCAGUCCGGACUGCUGACCAAACCUCUCUCCAUCUGGUUGACUUCCUUGUACAAAACUGUGGAAACCUGGAUAAGCAAACAGCAUUGGGUAAUACGGUUCUACACUACUGCAGUAUGUAUAAUAAGCCUGAGUGUUUGAAAUUGCUUUUGAGGGGGAAGCCAACUAUUGAUGUAGUAAACCAAGCUGGAGAGACAGCUCUGGACACAGCAAAAAGAGUGAAAGCUGUCCAAUGUGAGGAACUGCUUUCUCAAGCCAAGGCAGGAAAGCUAAACCCACACGUCCAUGUAGAGUAUGAAUGGAAUCUUCGGCAGGAAGAAAUUGAUGAAAGUGAUGAUGACUUAGAUGAUAAGCCUAGUCCUAUAAAAAAAGAAAGAUCUCCAAGACCCCAAAGUUUUUGUCACUCUUCGAGCAUUUCUCCCCAAGACAAAAUGACUCAUCCUGCAUUUAGCACUCCUCGAGACAAGCAAAGACUCUCCUAUGGAGCUUUUACCAAUCAGAUCUUUGCUUCUACAAGCACAGAUUCACCCACCUCUCCAACUGCAGAUGCUCCUCCUCUUCCUCCUAGAAAUGCUGGCAAAGGCCCACCUUCAACCCUCCCUCUAAGCACUCAAACCUCUAGUGGCAGCUCCACUCUUUCCAAGAAGAGACCACCUCCCCCACCCCCAGGACACAAAAGAACCCUCUCUGACCCACCAAGCCCACUACCUCAUGGACCCCAGAAUAAGGGCCCAAUUCCUUGGGGUAAUGAUUUGGGCCCACCUUCAACUAAGGCUGCAAAUAAGUUUGAGGGGAUGUCUCAGCAGUCAAGCACUGGGACUGCAAAGACUGCACUUGGCCCUAGAGUUCUUCCCAAACUACCUCAAAAAGUGGCACUAAGAAAAAUAGAAACCAGUCAUCAUCUUUCAAUAGAUAAAUCCCAUCAGCACACGGAAAUCUUUCAGAAGCCCUCACUGUCCAUCGAUAUACCACAGAAACCACAACCUGGAGACUUGCCCCCAAAGCCUCUGCCUCUGGAAUUAACUCAGAAACCUCAAGUGGGAGAUUUACCCCCAAAGCCUGGAGAACUACCCCCAAAGCCUCAGCUAGGAGACUUGCCACCAAAACCACAACUUGGAGACUUACCUCCAAAGCCACAAAUGAAGGACCUUCCUCCAAAACCUCAGCUAGGAGAGCUGUUGGCUAAAACUCAAGGUGGAGAAGCAUCACCGAAGCCUCAGCCCUCAGAGGCAAAUCAAAAAUCUCACUCCUUAGAUCUUUCUCCAAACGUACAAUCUAGAGACACCGUCCAAAGGCAAGCAUCUGAAGAGUCUAAUGACAUAACACAUACCCUGCCAGAAACCCCUGUGCCACUUCCCAGGAAAAUAAAUAUGGGGAAAAACAAAGUUAGACGAGUGAAGACCAUUUAUGACUGUCAAGCAGAUAAUGAUGAUGAGCUCACGUUUGUUGAAGGAGAAGUAAUUAUUGUAACUGGUGAAGAGGACCAAGAGUGGUGGAUUGGCCACAUCGAAGGACAGCCAGAGAGGAAAGGGGUCUUUCCAGUGUCCUUUGUGCACAUUCUGUCAGACUAGUAAAAACAAACAGACAAAAAAAUCCUAAACUUGAGCAUUGCACAUUCUUCAUGCAAGACGGGCUUUUUAGCAAAAGCGAACGCUGCUGCCUCCCUGUAAUCCUGUGCACAAUUGUAUAUAUAGCUGCUGUUACAAAUUACAAAUUCAUUUAAGUUUCACCUCAUGAGGUUGAAUUAUAUGUAUUGUAAAUAUACUGUGUUAUUCUGCCUUUGCCAGUAUUAUGGUAGCCUUGGAACCUGGCACGCCUUAUUGGGUUCGUUGAAGCCAUCCUUGGCAUCUAGCACUUACAUCUCUGUCUAUGCUGUUCAAAAUACGUAUGAACUGCCAGCUUUCCAAACAUAGGUGGUCUCUGUCAACCGUGUAACUGUACAAAAAUGACUGUUCCUAAUAACUCGGUAUUCUCAAUAUACAAUUAGCAGAAAGUUAGAAUGAGUGAAUGGUUUUGGACAAUUUAAAAAUCAGUCUGCAGUUUAUAAGUGUAUGCAGUUUACAGCUAUAAAACCCACUUUGGUAUUUAUUUAAUAUAGUGCUCAGUUAAGUGUAAUUAUGAAGACAAAUAUUCACUGACUUUACAGAUAACAGUAAUGUUUUAUGGUGUGCAUACAGCAUUUCAUGUUUAUAUUACGUGGACCUAUGCCAAACUGUGAUUGCAGUUCCCCUGUGAUAUUACCUCACUAUGAAAAGUUACAAAUAUAUUUCAUCUGAAAACUUAUUUUAAUGAAAAUUAGUCAUAUUGUUCUUUAGUAGAUAUAUGUGAAAUUUGCUGGUUUCUUUCACUGAAUUCUUAGUAACCAAGGACUUCUAGAAAAUGUUAACUGUUGACAUUAUGCAUGCAUUUAGACGCUUACUUGAAACCUGCCUUUGUACAAAAGUAGUACUGUAGUCAUAUAGCGACAUUUGAAGAAAAGAACAUUUUAACUUAAUUGCUAUUCAGAUCAAUGUGAGCUUGCAACAGUAUUUGUUUAUAGCUAAAUUGGCUCUUUGAAAAUGAUUUUGUGGUUUUUUUUUUUCCUGUCUUCAACCUUGCUAAAAGUUAGUUACCUAAAAUAAAAUUUCUUAAGUGGUGAUAUAAAGAUAAAUUUAAAUUAUUUUUAAUUGCUCUAAAAAGUGGAAGUUAGGAUGACCUGUCAUGCAUUUGAUCAGGCUGUUAACUUGUGAUCUGAGUUCUAUCAUUAUCAGGCUGGUUUUAGUAGAGUUCACUAAACUGUAACUGUAAUAGUCUUAAUUCA